Messenger RNA from Onychomys torridus (southern grasshopper mouse), 1192 nucleotides. It is a transcript of the gene Rhbdl2, whose product is annotated as rhomboid like 2. The coding region runs from base 53 to 961 and encodes 302 amino acids. The transcript is spliced from 8 exons. Gene Ontology annotation, cellular component: membrane. Gene Ontology annotation, molecular function: serine-type endopeptidase activity. The record is from RefSeq and is a predicted model, not a curated record. NCBI's taxonomy places the organism in Eukaryota, Metazoa, Chordata, Mammalia, Rodentia, Cricetidae.
AGUGUGGGACGGCUGUGCCUCGGCCUCCCCAGGUGGAGGGAGGACCAGGCCCAUGGCUGCUGCUCACGACAUGGAGAUGGAGAGCGUGAAUCUGAACAUGGAGAGAGAGGGGAAGGAAGAGCUGGAGGAGGAGAAAGUGAGAGAGAGCAGAGAAGGCAAAGACUUCCCCAGGAGCAGAAAGGUCCACAGGAUUGUCUCAAAGUGGAUGCUUCCUGAGCCUGUCCGAAGAACAUACUUGGAGAGGGCCAACUGCUUCCCGCCACCGCUGUUCAUCAUCUCCGUGAGCCUGGCUGAGCUGGCCGUGUUUAUUUAUUAUGCUGUGUGGAAGCCUCAGAAGCAGUGGAUCACCCUGGACACGGGGAUCUUGGAAAGUCCCUUUACUUACCGCCCUGAUAAGAGGGAAGAGGCCUGGAGGUUUAUCUCAUACAUGCUGGUUCAUGCUGGAGUCCAGCACAUCGUGGGGAAUCUCUCUAUGCAGCUCGUUCUGGGUAUUCCCUUGGAAAUGGUCCACAAAGGCCUCCGGGUAGGACUGGUGUAUCUGGCAGGAGUGCUUGCAGGUUCCCUUGCCAGCUCCAUUUUUGACCCCCUUAAUUCUCUUGUGGGUGCUUCAGGAGGAGUCUAUGCAUUGAUGGGAGGCUACUUUAUGAAUGUUAUAGUGAAUUUUCGAGAAAUGAUUCCUGCCUUUGGAAUCGUCAGACUACUCGUCAUCAUCCUGAUAGUUGCCUCAGAUAUGGGAUUUGCUCUCUACAGGAGGUUCUUUGUCCCUGCAAAUGGGUCUCCGGUGUCCUUUGCCGCUCACAUCGCAGGCGGAUUUGCUGGGAUGUCCAUAGGUUACACUGUGUUCAGCUGCUUUGACAAGACGCUGCUCAAAGACCCCAGGUUCUGGAUUGCAAUUGCUGCAUAUGUAGCUUGUCUCUUAUUUGCUGUGUUUUUUAACAUCUUCCUGUCCCCAGCAAACUGACUCACCUCUAAUAUAAGCCAGUUAGUAAAAGUGCCACGUGGGGGAAAAUGGAAAACUCUGUGAAGAAACACAGAUAUCCCAGCAUAUGCUGAGAGCUUUAUAAAGAUGGACAGCACCUGAUUCAUCCCUUCUGAGGGGAACUUCCAACAGGAAGGAAGAAAAAAAAGACAGAAAUCAAAGACUGGGUCUUCCGUACAUGGAGUAUGUAUUACCCUAUGACAGAGACUUGAU